UGGCCUCAUUAUUUGAAUUAUAACUCAAACUGAAUUUACUUGAUCUAAACAAUACUUAGUGUUUGUUCUCUUCAGCUUAAUUUCAGUUCAAUUCAGUUUCUAAUUUCCUUCUUUUAUAGCAAUUCAUUUCAGCUCUAUUCAGAUGAGUUCAACUCAGCUCCAAUCAUUUCAGUUUAGUUCAGCUCGGUUUAGUGAAUCAAAACAGACACUUAUUGAGUUUUUUUUUUUCAUCUCUUUAAUAAAAUAAUAUCAUCUCGCCUCUUAUAUGUUUUUUCCUCCCAUAAAGUCACUCAUUUUCAUUGAGAAAAAAAAAAAAUACUCUAGUAAAGUUUUGAAGCCAAGGCCAUUGCAAAAUCUCCCAUAAAGAAAUAAGCAGCACAAAUAAAAAAAGAAAGGGAAAAAGUAACCACCCUAGUCCCUGGUAAGGCCACAGUAGUAUAAAAGAGUAAACAAACCCAUAUUUAAGAAAGAAAAACAAAUCAGAGAGAAACCUAAGAAAAGCAUCCCCUGAAAAAAUGGAGGAUACAAACCCAAUGCUAAUGACCAAAGAAUCCAAUUACAACAACAAUGAUAACAAUAAGCUACCAGAAAGUCCAAGGUUACCGAUGGAAUUUCUGUCAAGAUCAUGGAGUUUACCUGCUCUUCAACUCUCAAAAGCUCUUUCUCUCUCUCUUCCUUCUUUAGUCUCCAAAACUGUUGCUCCCUGUAAUACCCCUCCUAUCUUUGAAGAAGAACAUCAUUCUCUAGUUUUUCCUGCUGAACAAGAUGAUCAAAAGAGGCUUAUUUCUGGGAAUUCUUUCUCUUUUGCUUCUUCUGCUACUUCUCAGCUUGUUCUUGAGCGCAUCAUGUCUCAAUCUGAAGUGUCACCAAUGACAUCAGGAAGGCCUUCAUGUAGUGAGCCACCAAAUGGAAUUGGAGGCCAAAGUUUCUCUGCUUCUUCUCUUACUCCUGAAAUGUUUGACAGCCCUACUGAUCCUAUUUCUCCUCCUGUGGAUUUUGACAAGUAUCUGAAUAACAGUAGUACCCCACAACCUCUUUUACCUCCCAUCCGUGUGGGUCCUAGAAGUGGUGGUACCACUCCUUGUGCUGGUGGUUCUGUUGGGGGUAAGACAGUAGGAAGGUGGCUGAAGGAGAGGCGUGAGAAAAAGAAAGAGGAGCUGCGAGUGCACAAUGCACAACUCCAUGCAGCAAUUUCCGUGGCUGCAGUUGCUGCAGCUGUGGCAGCAACUGCGGCUGCAACUGCUGCAGCAUCUGGAUCAUCUGGGAAGGAUGAACAGGCAGAGCAGACUGACAUGGCAAUGGCUUCAGCUGCUACUUUGGUGGCUGCACGGUGUGUGGAGGCUGCUGAGGCAAUGGGAGCAGAGAGAGAACAGUUGGCUACUGUAAUUAGUUCUGCUGUUAAUGUUCAAUCCCAUGGCGAUAUCAUGACUCUCACUGCUGCUGCUGCAACAGCUUUAAGAGGGGCAGCAACUCUGAAGGCAAGGACAAUGAAAGAAGUAUGUAAUAUAGCAGCAGUCUUACCCGUCGAGAAAGGUAUAAAAGGUGAGAAUAGGCACAGUCGAAAUGGUAGCUACAAUGGCGAGCCUGAUCUGCAAGGUGAAAACUUUCUUGGUUUAUGCAAUGAAGAACUACUUGCCAGGGGCUCCGAGCUUCUCAAACGCACUCGAACUGGUGAUCUUCACUGGAAAGUUGUCUCAGUAUACAUCGACAAAACAGGCCAGGUUGUGCUCAAAAUGAAGAGUAGACAUGUAACAGGAAUUACCAAGAAGAAAAAAAAGAUACUGAUGGAAGUUUGCAAAGACUUGCCAGUAUGGCCAGAGAGGAGGUCCAUUGAAUCUGGAGGAGAAAAACGACGUUACUUUGGGCUAAAGACAGCCACACACAGAGUAAUCGAGUUUGAGUGUAAGAGUCAGCAGGAGUACGAUGUAUGGACUCAGGGUGUCUCAAGGCUGCUCUCCUUGGUCAAUGAAAAGAAGAAAACCAAUGCGUGUCCAAGAAACAAUAUUUACUGGAAUUAGACGAAUGGACUUAAAGUAUGAGAGCUAAUACAGAUAGAGUAAGCUAUUUUGGUCAGAUCUUUUUUGCUUCGUUUUGUUGAUAUGGUGUUCAUAAUGUAUGAAGGCUUUAAGUGAAUUAAGUGUUGUGGGAAGGCAAGGAUGAAUUUUGAGGUACCCUUAGCUCUUUAUAAAUCCUAUGUAGCUAAAGCUUCAAAUAUA
This is a messenger RNA of Chenopodium quinoa (quinoa), 2216 nucleotides long. Its product is annotated as VAN3-binding protein-like. The record is from RefSeq and is a predicted model, not a curated record. The transcript has 7 exons. Lineage: Eukaryota; Viridiplantae; Streptophyta; Magnoliopsida; Caryophyllales; Amaranthaceae. The coding region runs from base 516 to 2018 and encodes 500 amino acids. Gene Ontology annotation, biological process: auxin-activated signaling pathway; leaf vascular tissue pattern formation; phloem or xylem histogenesis.